Messenger RNA from Podarcis muralis (Common wall lizard), 6567 nucleotides. The record is from RefSeq and is a predicted model, not a curated record. NCBI's taxonomy places the organism in Eukaryota, Metazoa, Chordata, Lepidosauria, Squamata, Lacertidae.
AGCCAGAGCAGGUGACGAGGAGACGGUCGCCUUGGGGUUUAUCUUGUCCCUUCCAAGUGCUACGACCUUGUCAGGGGCUCUGUAUUAGUUAGGCUGCAUCCUGUGCAUGGCCUGGUUUUUUGUUUUGCUGGGGAGGGAAAAAUCAUAAUAGCUACGCUCUCCUCUCUCUCUCUCUCUCUCUCUCUCUCUCUCUCUCUCUCUCUUAUCCUCUUGACUUUGUUCUCUGUUCUGGAGUUGCAUUUUAUUUUUUGGACUUUGCCCUUCUCCAAAGGUAGAGCAACAACAACAAAACUAUUGAUUGCAAACAGCAUCCAUUUAAGAAAAUCCCCAUUUUUUUUAUUAAAAAAGCAGAUGAUGCAUCUGUCCUCUUCAUCGGGCUGCCUGUGUUACUUUCUUUCACUGGGUGGUUCUGUUUAUACCUUGUCAUGGUUCCGUGUUUGGGUCGCUCCUCUCCUCUGUUCUUGCUUUCUGCUGGGUCGCCUGUGUCUCACUCCGAUGUCUGCAACACAGAGCAAGAAAAAGCACGAGCGUUUGUUGAAGAUGACAUUAGAGGAGAGGCGUAAAGAAUACAUACGAGAUUACGUUCCUCUGAAAGACAUCCCAACAUGGAUGGAAGAAAUGAAAAGCAAGACCCAAAGUGAUGAAAACACCCAGGAACCUUUGCUGGAGAAGAAAAAUCUGAGUGAGAAAGUCUCCCUCUACAGAGGUGAUAUCACGGUGCUUGAGAUUGAUGCCAUAGUUAAUGCUGCUAAUUCAAGUCUUCUCGGAGGUGGCGGUGUUGAUGGCUGUAUUCAUAGAGCUGCCGGCCCCUGUCUAGUCGCAGAAUGUCGCAACCUGAGUGGCUGUGAAACUGGACAGGCAAAAAUUACUUGUGGUUAUGACCUGCCCGCAAAAUAUGUCAUUCAUACUGUGGGCCCUAUAGCAAGAGGACAUAUUAGUGAUAGCCAUAAGGAAGACUUGGCAAAUUGCUAUAAGUCCUCCCUGAAAUUGGCCAAAGAGAACCUCAUCAGAUCUAUUGCGUUCCCAUGUAUUUCAACAGGAAUUUAUGGUUUUCCAAACGAGCCAGCUGCAAUCAUUGCACUUACCACAAUCAAGGAAUGGUUAAGCAAGAAUUAUCAUGAGAUGGAUCGUGUCAUUUUUUGUGUAUUUUUGGAGGUUGACUACAAAAUUUACAAGAAGAAAAUGAAUGAAUUCUUCCCUGCAGAGGGAGUGGAGCAGAAAGGCCAGUCUCCUUCACCCGUGAAAUGCAAAGCAAAGCAAUCUGAGGACCUGGAGGACAAUAAUGAGGGUGACAACGUCACAGAGGCGAAGCAAAGUACCGAUGAAAUCGAGAGUCAGAGUGAAGAAGCAGAUGAGGCAAAACCUACCGUUGUAAACAGCUCAACAGAUGGAGGAGAGAACGUUUGCAAGGAAAAAGAAUCCUCCCAAGAUGCCAAAGCUACAGAAGAACAUAACCCAAUGCCUCAUGCAGUCUGUGAACAAGAUCAAGCUGACGGACACCAAGAGGAAUCCACAGAAGUUGAAAUGAACACUCAGACAGAAUCUCAAGUCAUGGAAGCAGAAGAGACUUUGAUAACCCAGGAGGAGACCAUACAAGAAGAGAAACCACAGGCACCCGAGGUAGACAGAACUAAUCAAGAAAACAAAGGGGAAGAAAAAGGAGCAGGAGAAGAGAAAGGGAAACAUACUGCAGAGCCGGUGCAACCCGAUGGUCCGUGUGAUACAGAAAACAUUUCAAGUAAUGACAUUGAAAUGAAUAGUCAGGCUGAAGACAUAGAUGAACCUACAGAAUCCCAGACAGACAAUUAAUUUGUAGACGACCAUGAUGAGAGAAGAAGAGAAGAGGAGAGUGGAACAAGAACUGCAGUCACUGGUGCACUAUAUGACAACUUUAUGACUAGCAGACAACAGCACACCAAGGAGAGUGUGGGGAGGGGGGAGGGGGACUAAGGAUAAGGAUCCUUUACAUUUGUUUCUCUUCUUUGUUUCGUUUUGUUCAGUACACAACAUGAAGCUUCUCUACUUUGAUUACAAUGUCCUGGUUCACUCUUCUUUGCUUCGACCCUGUGUGUUUUUCAUCUUCUUUUGAAAAUCUAAGCCCCUCUGCAGAAUAUGUCCGCACACACACACACACCCUAAAUAUUAUUUCUCAGCUGUAAUACCUCUUCAAGGCAACAUGUGCGAAUGACCUUUAAACGUUGUUAGAAAUCCUCAGAGGUCUACUAGGGGAAUGUUCUUAUCCUUGGCCAUACUGGUACUUGUCAGCCUGUCAAGGCCAGUGCCUCGUAGUGUUCGGCUUGUUAUGCUUUUCUAUGGACAGCGGGGAAAGUAUAAGAACUAGAAACGCAUAGAGGCGUGUGAAUGGAGAUUUCAGGACCCAUGUGUCAGAUAUUACUGCUUCCAUGUGGAAUCUGCUCAAACAAACAUUUCUGGUGUUGCUGAAGUUGCCUGCAGGUAGCCUUAUGUAAACCAGAGGUUGGAAAAUAUUUCCAUAUGGAGAUUCUCCAUAUGAUUGAGACAAUCCAUCUGAUAAGAGGCUUGCAAGCAUUGCAACUCCUGUGUUUUUCAGUACACUUCAUGUAGGGACAAUUGAAUUGGCUGUCGGGUGCAUUUUAAGUUAUCCUUCAUGGAUGUGUGAGGUUACUCAUGGGCAAACUCAUGGGUUACUCAUAAGGUUACUCAUGGAGUUUCUAGACUAACUUGACUUUUCAUAUGACAAUCAAUUUCUGUCGUUAGCAAAUCCUUUGCUAAACUACUCACGGCAUGAAACAUUUUUGUACCCCAAUUGUGUUGCCACAUGGCCCUAUAUUUUAUUGUCUAGUAAUGGUCAGCUAGAUACGGAACAUUACUAUCACUUUUGGUGCCCUCUGAUGAGAGGGAGAGCUGAUAUUCUGCAUCUAGCACAUUAUAAAAUGUGGCUUCUGGCUUUAACAAUUUCUUGUCAACUCUUGUUAUAUUUUCAACUGCAUAUGCACACUUUUUAAUACAUAAAAAUGCAAUUAACAGUUAUUUGGUGACGAAUGUUGUACCAUAUGUCAUCUGUUCUGCUCGCAAAUGCUGUGCUCAACUUAAAAACAAGAAUUUUACAUUCAUUUUUCAACCACACUGUAAAUUAAAAUGAUACCCUACUUGCAAGAUUGAAAGAACACACAGCAUGAGUCCAUGGUUUGAUAUUCUGAAAACUAUUUUCCAACUGCUGUUAAAAACAAUUAGAGGAAUGUUUUUACAUUAUGAGAUUCUGGUUUAACUUAUUAUGCAUAGACACCAUCCUCCACAGUCCUAAAAUAAUUUUUGGAAUUUUCAAAACAACAGCAACAACCCCAAACAAUAAAGAUGUAGGGUGUGUGUGUGUGUGUGUGUGUGUGUGUGAAAUUAAGCUAAAAUCUAUCAGCCCUACUCUUUUUCUUCCAGUUUUGCCAACUUGAAUUUGUAAACAUAUUUUAAGCUUCCACAAUUGUAUAUGGAAAUAUGAAUUAGUUUACCGCAUGCCACGUAGGUGGGUUACCAAGCCAAGGCUGCUGUUUCCAUUGUGAUCUAUAGUUGUGUUGCCAAUUAAGCAACAUUUAUGUAUGGGCAGGGGGAAGAAACACUGUGCUAUGAAAAGAUGGCAUCGUCUAUUGCUAAUUUCACCUGUCAUUUUCAACCAUCCGUUGUGGUGAUGUCCAGAAAGUAAGAUUUUUUUCCAUCUGGAAUCACACAGGCAUUAAUAUAAUCAGCAUUAAUAUGAACCUAGGUUCCCUGUAUAAUAAAUUGUAUGGGUUACAUUUAAAUCCAUGUCGUCUGAUAUUUUGCUAUACUUAGUAAGAAUGUAUUUUAGUCUCCCAUUAUACCUGUGGAGCUCCUGUGCCUCUUCUUUUCCAUUCCUGCUAACUGGAAUCAGAAGUAUCUUUUUUAUGUUUUCUGCCCCACCUCCCUUCUCUUUGUGUUGAUUUAUCAUUUCUGGUAGAUUCCACAUACUGUGAUCGAAGGACUAGCAAGCUAUACGUCACAAGCACACCCCAAAUUAGCAGAAGCAAUCUGCAUGUAAAAGCAGCCUUCAGAGAAUGGAUUACCUUGCCCAAUUUGAUCCAUGCAUGAAAAGAGAGGUGGUGGGGCUUUGUAAAAACACAUGGGGCUACCUAAAUGAUGCCCUUUAGAGACUCACAUGCGUCUCACUACUUAUCCACACUUCCUGCCCUGUUGCCUUCCUCUUGCGAAAACCAUUCUUUAUGUUCAAUUGGAGCAAAUGGCAAUUUGGGUUUUCUCCAGAUUGACGUUGCCUCCAAUUUAGCACCAAGGAACAGGUUUUGCCCAGGAAAGGAGAGAGGCAAGGAGGAAACCACAUGGCGCAAGCAGAAGUGUGGACGAGCCCUCAGUCGAGUUGAUAUGCUCAGCUUUGGCUUAGCUCUACAUGACGUGGCAGUAAAAAAGAGAGCGGAGAGGAACAAAGCAGUAUAUAAAUUCAAUAAAUACAUAAUAAUAAAGCAACUGUGAACUCUCCAGAAGCCCAGUAAGCCAUAAUUUGGAAUGUUACAUCAUGUGAGCCAAUUUUUUUCCAUAUGGGAUUGUAUGGGCAAGAUUCGACUAAGGAGUCCCAUCAGUCGAAGAACCUCUGCUUGUGCAAUGAGGUUCCCCGUGCCCCACCAAGCACCCCUUGAAUUGGUUGUGGGGGGUUCAGGAGAACCCCUGGAACAGUACAUAGGGGGGAGAUAGGGGAGAUGGUUCUAUCCGGCAGGUUCCUGGCAGAACAAUCGGAAAAGUGAAGCUGAAUUCCUCCCCGUGUGUUGUUGAAAAUAAGCAAUGUGCACGCAAUAAUAUAGUUUCCCAUUUUCUUUUGGCUUGUGCUAUACAGGCACAUGCUUAUGCAGCCUAAGUAGGGUGUUGUUUUUUUUAAAGAGCUUAGUUAGAAGUACACACAGUAGAUUCUACAGAAAAUAUCAAAGCUGGACAUGAGCUUGGAGGUGCACGGGGUUAAAUCCAGACCAUGCCUCCACCCUUAGCCAUAUGUUUGGUGCUGCUUGGCGAAUGUGCCUGUAGGUGGUAUCUGUGAACAUGAGGAUCCAACUGGGCCAGGGCACAGCAGCAGCAAAUUAUUCCUCUAGAAAGCCUCAUCUCUGUAUGUAGUGGAGAACCAAAGCCUAUUGGCAUCUAAAUCCCCUCAGGCAGCAUUGUGAUUAAGUUUUAGAAAGGAGCAGACAAAAAGGGGACCAGGCUAGACAAUAGAGGAAUGUAGAAAAAUAUGCAGAGACACGUAAAGCUGUUUGAACGUCUACUGAAGAUGGAGAGGUGCGCGACAUGAUUAACUACCAAAAUACUUGGAUUGGAGCCUAUCUCCGCCCCCCCCUGCCCCCCAUUGCACAUGGCAGUAAUUUCAUUGCCAUUUCCACUUAACCUUGGUCCUCCUUAACAGUGGUGCUUCUUUCUGAAAGUUUUGCCUCAGGAUGCUAUCACAAAGUGUGAAGCAAACACAGAAUCUCAGACGACAAAGGUGGGGAAGGUCGAUUAAAUCGCAACCGUCUGGUGUCAGAUUUGACUCUGUGACUUACGAUUUUCUCAUUUGGGACUGUAGGGCUGUAUGUGCUUUCGGGUCAGGCGGGGUGGCCGUUUUUAAACUAAAUAAUGCAGGCAAUAAUACAAUUCCCAUUUUCUCAGCUAACGCGGCACACAAAACACUCUUAAUACAGCCUGAGUAGAUUCUGUUAGAGCUUAGAGAAACACACGCACAGUAGGCUCCGUAGAAGAUAUUAAAAUGUGUGAACUCUUACAUUAACACCAAGUUUUACUGACAUCUAAAAGAUAUACCGUCCCCCCAUCCUGACUGCCUUCACAAUACUUUGCACAUGGAGAACAGAGGCCCUAUAUUACUUGUGUUUGCAUCCAAAAACUAUUAUCUUAACGUUAUUGUUCCUAGGUGUCCUUUUCAUGUCCUCAUUCUACACUGAGGGGGGAGACUCUAUGCUAGCAAUUGUUCUGAUGAUUGACAAGUUUCCUUUUCAUAAAAAGUUUACAGAUGAGAUGUCUGGGACAUUACUUUCUCUAAUAUUGGACCGCAUACUAUUCACUGCAGCUAACUGUAAAUCUCUCCCUGAAGCACUGAAAAGCCUCUUUUGUGAAUUAACACUGUUCUGCUUAUGCACUUGAUUUCAAAGAAGACAUUUCUCUAUAUGCAGUGCAUGUUCGCUUUGCUUUUAAAAUGACAAAGUUAGCAAAAUAUGUUGGAUAUAUUUUCUUGGGAAAUAGGAUUUUUAUCAUACAAUUCAUCAAGGAUUUGCCUUACCCUGACAUUUGUGAUAUAAAGAAAGUCAGAAAAAAAAUGUAAUUUUCUUGAUCAAAAAUAUGUUUUUACUUCAAUGCAAAUAAAUGUAGUCUCUUGCUUGCAAAAUAUCUUCUAAUAUAGACUGCUAAAUAGGGUUAACUCAAGCCUCUUUUGUUAAUCUGACAUUUAAAUGCUGGACUUGCUGAUGAAUCUGUUCUUUUCCUUUUGUCUGUGCCAUACAUAACUGAAAACUCUAACAAAUGAUGCCUUCAUACUAAAAUGUUUGUGAAAAACAAAAUCAGAAUAAAACUUGUUCUGAGAUUGAAGCUGAA